Molecule: messenger RNA, 8896 nt
Organism: Mytilus trossulus (common blue mussel)
Lineage: Eukaryota; Metazoa; Mollusca; Bivalvia; Mytilida; Mytilidae
Exons: 5
Coding region: 242-8896 (2884 amino acids)
Biological process (GO): DNA repair; telomere maintenance
Molecular function (GO): ATP hydrolysis activity; DNA helicase activity
Source: RefSeq, a predicted model, not a curated record
GAGGAAGAAGAAAUAAUAUUUAAAAAAGGUAACUUGAUUUUUGAAGAAAUACUGUAGAAGACAUUUUUAUAAAGCUGUUGUUUGAUCAGACAUUGUCAAAGCAAUUUUUGAAGAAAUACUGUAGAAGACAUUUUUAUAAAGCUGUUGUUUGAUCAGACAUUGUCAAAGCACAUUUUAUUUUGGAAUUUUAGCUUAGUUGGUUUACAUCCAUAGCUGAUUUCUAUACUUUACCAAUAGAGUGAUGCCACGUAAAUCAAAUAAGAGCAAAGCCUCCAAAGCCAAAGAACAAAAACUAAGAAUGAGAGAAAGAAGGUUGGCAGAGGAGGCUUUGCAACAGUCUACUGAUAUUGAUAAAAUUGAAGGAGAAAGCACUGAGAAUGGUUAUCCUGAAGGAGAAAACACUGUUCAUGAAUUUGCUGUCAAUAAAAUUGAAAGAAAUGACACUGUGAAUGAAUUGACUGUUAACUCUGUUGUCAAUAAAAGAAAUCACACUGAUAAUGAAUUGACUGUUAACUCUGUUGUCAAUAAUACUGAAAGAAAUCACACUGUGAAUGAAUUGACUGUUAACUCUGUUGUCAAUAAAAGAAAUCACACUGAUAAUGAAUUGACUGUUAACUCUGUUGUCAAUAAAAGAAAUCACACUGUUAAUGAAUUGACUGUUAACUCUGUUGUCAAUAAUACUGAAAGAAAUCACACUGUGAAUGAAUUGACUGUUAACUCUGUUGUCAAUAAAAGAAAUAACACUGAUAAUGAAUUGACUGUUAACUCUGUUGUCAAUAAAAGAAAUAACACUGAUAAUGAAUUGACUGUUAACUCUGUUGUCAAUAAAAGAAAUCACACUGAUAAUGAAUUGACUGUUUACUCUGUUGUCAAUAAUACUGAAAGAAAUCACACUGAUAAUGAAUUGACAGUUAACUCUGAUUGCAAUGACACUGUUACUGAUUUAACUGGGCAUACUGUUGCCAAUACCACUGAACAGUAUCACACUGUUAAUGAAUUGACUGCUCCUUCUGUUGACUGCAACAUACAUUUAGUUAAGACUAAUUUAAUCAAUUCAGAAUUGAGUAAACUAAAAAGUCAUUCAGGUUCAAUCAACAAUCAGUCUGAAAACAAGCAAACGUGCCAGGGUAGAAAUAAUAAAAAUGACAUUGAUAACAAAGCAGACAAAUCUGUGCAUUCCUAUUUAUGGAUAGGUGAACAGAAAACAGGUAUGCAUGCAAAUAUCAGGUUUGAAAAUCCUGUAGUUUUAUAUGAUUUAUCAAGAUCACAAGUAACACGAGAACAAAAUAAUCUAGUCAUUCAGGGUAGUUUCCAUCAAGGAAAUACCAGGUUUGGUGAAAACGCUGGGAAACAAUGUGUUGGUAAUUGUUUAUCUGCAAUAGUGCAUAGUAAACUGAAACCAGUUUUUGCAUGGAACAAGUUAUAUCUUGACAAUAUACUAAUUGAAGGUAACGAUAUUUAUACAUCUGUGCACGGUACUAAUAAUUAUCUCUGUGUGGAAGACCUUCCAGAAUUUGUAGAUCUUAGAAAUCGUAUUAUUCAUUGUCACAAGAAACGUUCCAUUUGUGCAUUUGUACAUGACGUUGACCCAGAUUUUGAUGGCGUUUUACCCUUAGACCAAGCCCUGCAAUAUGCAUUAAUAGACUCGGAUGGAUGCUUUGUUACUGUAAGAGCAACAACAUCAUUAGUAAUAAAGCAGAAUAACAAAAUAUAUAUGUUUGAUUCUCAUGCAAGAAAUCGUUUUGGUUUAGUAGAUAAUUAUGGUUCUAGUAUUGUAUUUGAACUUCCUGACAUUCAAGCUGUUUACCAACACUUCUGUAAUUUUGUUCAGGGUGAUCAAUCUGUACCUUUUGAUGUUACAGGAAUUACUGUUGCAAUACAAGAAACAGUUGACAGUAAUGUAGAUAUGACAUUGCAAGAUAAUAUGCAACAUAUUGAAAUACAAGAUAGUGUACCAAUACUAGGUUAUUUAGAUAGUAAGCAUAGUAUUGAAAAAAAUGAGACUAAUGAAGAAACGCUCGACAAUUUAAAGGGAGGAUUGUUGAAAAAUACCAAAAGACGUGUAUCUGAUCUUUCAAAUGACAUUGAAUCAGACAUAUUAAUGGACAUAUCACACAAUGUAUUAGAUGACAUUGAAUCCGAAAGGUUAAUGGACAUAUCAGAUGACAUGGAAUCAGUAGAUUUUUCAAAGGUAGGGUCUCCAUGUACAUUUGUUAGAGAAAAUGAAGUUUCUGAUAUAGAAAUAAUGUCUGAUUGUAGAUCUAAUUAUUCCUUUAAGCCAUUAGAUUUCUACUCUAAAAGGGAACUCUGUGGACUAUUGAAUAUAUCUUCAAAAGAAGUGAAAAAAAACAUGUGCAGUUCAGAAUUGUGUAAUAUUGGCCAUCCCUUUGAAACAAAGUCCAUCAUAGCAGACGGAAACUGUCUCUUUAGAGCAAUAUCUUAUGCUGUUUCACAUACACAAAUAUUCCAUAAAAAGGUAAGACAAGCCAUAAUUAAGCAUAGCUUGAGCAUUUCAAAUCAUUUGACUAGUCUAUUAGAAAACCAAUAUGGUACAGUAGAAGAACAUAUAAGUGGUCGAAAAAUGAGAGAGAACAAUUCAUGGGGAACUGCAUUGGAAAUAAUAGCUGCAGCAGACCUUUUGAAAACAGAUAUUUAUACGUUUUAUAACGGAGUAUGGAUAAAGUAUUCAUCGUCUCAAAUUCACACAAACAGUGAAAUAAAUGAUAGAGCAAUCUAUCUUCAACACAUCAGAGACUUACAACACUAUGAGGUUGUAUUAUCAGUUAUACCAGAAAUGCACAAACCACUUAAAAAUAAGGGAGUUGCAAUGAAGAGGAAAUGUGAGCAAAAUGAUUUAUUUGUUUCAAAGAAACACAGAAAACAAGAUCAACAGACUAAUGAAAACAAUUUCUCUGUUAAAUCGUCACAGAAAGGAAUUCAUUCAGACAAAGCUUUAAAUGAAGUACAAUACUUAUCAAAAUCUGAAAAACAAAAAUUAAAGUAUCACACUGAUUCUCAAGCAAGGUACAAAACAUUAUCAACACAAAGGGAAAAGUAUUCGAACGACGAUUCGUACAAAGCUCAGAAAAUAAGAAAAGGAAGGGAGAAAUAUCAGAAUGAUUACAAAUAUAAAUUAGAUAUUAAAAAGGCUUCAAAGGAUAAGUAUAUGGCAGACGAAAAACACCGGGAAGAAAAGAAAAAUGAAAGCAUUAAAAAAUAUGAAAAUAAUGAUGAAUACAGAAAGAAAUUGAAAGAAGCUGCCAUUCACAAAUAUGCUACUGAUGAUGCACACAAAAUUAAAAUUAAACAGGCAAGCAUUCACAAGUAUGCUACUGAUGAUGAUCAUCAAAAUAAAAUUAAACUGGCAAGCAUUCACAAGUAUGCUACUGAUGAUGAACAUCAAAAUAAGGUGAAACAUGCAAGCAUUCAUAAGUAUGCUACUGACGAUGAACAUCGAAAGAAUGUUAAAUCUCAGACUUUGUCUAAAAGAAUUCUCUCUAAAGAAGAAGGCAAAGACAUUACAAAAGUUAUUGAAAAAUUUAAGAAAGAUGUAUGUGAAGGACCUGAAUACAUUUGUGCUUGCUGUUUUAGACUUUGUUUUCAAAAUCAAGUCAUGGUAUAUAAGAAGGAUUUGUAUCAAAAGGAUUCUGUAAAAGAUGUAGCAGACACUUGCAUUUCUGAUAAGUAUUUGCAUAAAUGUUUAGACGAAUGCGAAGAUGAAUGUAAGUAUCAAGGAACUAGUAGACAAUCCCUUUGGAUUUGUUACACAUGUCACAGAAAGAUCCAGAGAGGAAAAGUGCCUGCUGAAUCGUUUUUUAACAACUUAUCAUUAGAUGAUGUUCCCAAUGAACUAAGCAGAUUAAAUCAACUAGAACAACAUUUAAUUUCUCUUAAUAUUCCUUUCAUGAAGAUAAUUGCUCUACCUAAAGGUGGCCAAAAGGCAGUUCAUGGACCAUGUGUUUGUGUACCAUCAGAUAUGUUUAAGGUGACUACUACUUUGCCUAGAUCUGAAGAUGAUAAUUGUUUAGUUAAAGUUAAGCUCAAAAGGAAAUUACAGUAUAAGGGUUAUGAGGAAUAUCAAUUUGUUGAUACUAAACAUUUAGAAGAAGCAUUGCUAUUUUUAAAAGGAAGAAAUGAGUGGUAUUCAAAUAUAGUAAUCAAUGAAAAAUGGUUAAACCCUAUUCCUUUACAAAAUAACGAAUGUUGCCCUGAAAUAGAAAGCAUGGACAAUUCAACAACAACAAAUGAAACGCUAAAUGAUAAUUUGCAAGAUAGGUCAAAUGCAGAGGAACACAAAAAUGAAGCGGAUACAUACUUAGAUGAUACUUUACAGGGCGUUCAGUUGGACACAUGUUUACAACCUGCUGAUAUUGCACAGGAAGCUUUAGAUACAUUGUUUGAUAAGGAAUUCAAUCUGUCACCUGCAGAGGAAAAUAACCCUGUAAGUCUUUUAAGAACAAAGGGUAUUGAAGCUCAAACGUUUCCAGUACAUUAUCCUACAGGUAAAAACACAUUGAAUGAAGAAAGAGAAGAAAAGUUAUCUUUAUUAAGAUAUUUCAAUCUGAGAUUAAUGAGUGUAGAAAACCGAUUUGCAAGAGAUACUUCUUAUAUAUUCUUUUGUCAAUAUAUGUCUGAACUAGAUAGAGUUAUGUCAAAUGUUCAAAUUUCCUUAAGGAAAGGGUCGGCGUUUUCAAAUGGAAAGAAAGUAACAAGCAAAAUGCUAUGUGAUAAAGACACAUUACAUGGGUUAUUCCGAAAAGAUGAGGCAAUAAAGUUUAUGAAACCUGUAAGAGGAACACCUCCUUAUUGGCAAGCUGAACAAAAGAAUAUUUUUGCUAUGAUUCGUCAGUUAGGUAUUCCCACAUUCUUUGCCUCGUUUUCUUCUGCAGACUUCAGAUGGAAAGAAAUCAUAGAAACAAUAAUGAAGCAACAAGGAGAUAUUCGUAAUUUUGACGAACUUACUUGGGAUGAAAAGUGCAAAGUCCUUUGUAGUAAUCCUGUUACACCUGCACGAAUGUUUGAUCGUAGAUUUAAAAGAUUUCUAAAAGAUGUUAUAAUGUCAGGUGCUCAACCAAUUGGCCAUGUGAUAGACUACUUUUAUAGAGUUGAAUUUCAACAGAGAGGUUCUCCACACACGCACUGUUUGUUCUGGAUACAAGAUGCCCCAAAAUUCAAUGAAGAUGAAGAUGAUACUGUAACUGAGUUUGUUGACAAAUAUAUAACAUGUAAACUACCGCUGGAAACCGAGGACUCAGAGCUAAAAGACAUUGUCACAACUGUACAACAACAUAGCAAAACACAUUCAAAAAGUUGUAGAAAAAAGGGAACUGUGUGUCGUUUUAAUUUCCCAAGACCACCUUCUGAAAAAACAUUUAUAUCACGCCCACCUAAGGAUGAUGAAGAAGAAUGUAAUGUUGCUGAUGACACUGAUGAAGAUGUUGACGAUGAUGUUGUUGAAAAACCAAAAUCGGGAAUUAGUUCAUUAGACGCUAAAAAGAUAUUAGAAUCUCUAUGGGCUGUAAUCGAAGACUGUGAAAAGGAAAAUUUGACUACUACUGAGUUAUUCAUAAGGGCAGGAGUAUCUCAGGAAGAUUUUCAAGAAUGCUUUAAGUCAGUUACAUAUAGAAAUACUGUGGUGUUAAAAAGAAACAAAGAUGAAAUGUUUAUCAAUCAGUACAACCCGCAUCUCCUGAAAGCAUGGGAUGCAAAUAUGGAUAUACAAUACAUAUUAGAUGCUUAUUCUUGUGUUGUUUAUAUAAUAAGUUACAUCAGUAAAUCAGAACGUGAACUUGGACUGUUGCUACAACAAACAAAAAAUGAGGCCUCUGAUGGAAAUUUGGAUGCACAACAAACAAUGAAACAAGUAGGUACUGCAUACUUUCACUUUCGAGAGCUGAGUGCCCAAGAAGCUGUUUUUAGAGUGAUCGGUUUAAGUUUGAAGGAAUGUUCAAGAAAAGUUGAAUUCAUUCCAGUUGGAGAAAAUCCAUGUAAAAUGAGCAUUCCUCUAAAAGAACUUUUAACCAAAUCAAAAAGCGCAAAAACAAAAACAAAAUCAAAGGAAAUCGAUGAUGAUGAUGACACUGAUGACGAUGAUGAUAUUGAACUUUGGAUGAAAAGCAUUACUGAUAGAUAUAAAAGUAGACCAGAACUUGACUUAUUUAAUCAGAUGUGUUUAGCUUCAUUUUGCUCCGAGUUUUCAGUUUUAGCAGAAACACAGAUUCCAAAUAAAAUAAAUGAAGAUACCACAUUCCAACUUAAAAAUGAUAUGGGAUACAUCAGAAAGCGGACAAGAACCCAGCCUGCUAUUAUCAAAUAUGCACGAUUUUCCAUUGAAACAUCGCCUGAGCAGUACUACCAAAGUAUUUUACAGUUAUAUUUACCUUACAGAUUAGAGGAACAGUUGAAACCGCCCCAAUUUUUGACCUAUGAAUUGUUUUACAAAUCAGGAAUGGUCAGGUAUAAUCAGAAAGAGGUUCUUGUUACAGUCGAACAAAUAGUUAAUACUAACAUGUCCAACUUUGUGAAAAGUGGCAAAGAGCUAGAAGCUGCAGAAAAAAAAUUGGAAGAAAAUGAUUACCAAGAAGAUGCGUGGGCAGACUUAUGUCCAGAAACAGAGAGUGAAAGACGUCAAUGCACUGAAGCAGAAAAAUCUUCAACUGUCGUAGAAGUCGAUAGUCCUGAAUUUGGAAUACCAGAUUUAAAUAAAAGUAACAAGCCAGAGAUAGUUAGUGGAAAUGGGAUUAAAACUUGUUUACUAAGGUCGGAAGUUAUACCCUUGUUGAGAGGUUUAAACAUGAAACAAAGGCGUAUUUUUUAUAAGGUAAGAGAAUGGUGCAACCUAAAAGCCAAUGGUAAAAAUCCCCCUCCCUUUCACGUCUUUGUAACAGGCGGUGCUGGAACAGGAAAAAGCCAUCUGAUAAAAUGUUUACACUAUGAAACCACAAGAAUUCUUGCUCGCUGCUCUCCUAGUCCAGACGAUUUGACAGUUUUAUUGACUGCACCAACUGGCACUGCAGCCUUCAAUAUAAAUGGAUUGACGAUUCACCAUGCUCUUUCUAUUUUCAAAGCUCUUACUGUUGACAAAGCGAUGCUUGGUGAAGAUAAGCUUAACACUUUAAGGUCAAAAUUAGAAAAUUUACAAAUUUUAAUCAUAGACGAAGUCUCAAUGGUCAACAAGAGGUUGUUAUUCUUUAUUCAUGAACGGUUGCGUCAGAUCAAGAAAAGACCUGAAAAAGAUCCUUUUGGUGGGGUUUCAGUGAUAGCUGUUGGAGAUUUUUUUCAGUUACCACCAGUAAAAUGCCGAAAAACUGAUAAACUCUAUGUAGAUGAUCCAUCGAAUCCUUUGAACUAUCUGUGGAACGAUUUCUUCACUAUUGUAGAAUUAGACGAAGUGAUGAGACAACGUGAAGAUGGUUUGUUUGCUCAGUUAUUGAAUAGACUUAGGAUAAAAGACAAAAAUUCUCCGUUAGAAUCCUCAGAUUUAAAAAUGUUAAAGCAGUGUAUAGGUAGUGGGACAGAUGAAGCUUUACACAUUUAUGCUACUAAUAAUGAGAUUAAUAUUCACAAUAAUGACAUGGUUAUUAAACUGUCCAGUGAACCUAAGUUUAUUGAAGCACAAGAUUUUGAAAAAAAUAAAGCUACAGGAAAACUAAGAAAGAAAACAGCACCUUUUUCACAAACUGAUAUUUGUCUCCCAACUUCAAUUCUAUUAGCUGAAGGAGCCCGCGUAAUGUUGAAAAAGAAUGAAGCCGUCAAUGAUGGCUUGGUAAAUGGGGUAAUGGGCACUAUUGUCAGCAUUGCAGAAUUUUUAGAAGGAUCUUUGCCGAAUGUUAUUUUUAUCAAUUUUGACAAUGAUAGAGUAGGAAAAAACGCUAAGAUUCAAAAAACAAUAAAUGGGAAAAGAUGCAUUGGAUUGGAACCAUCUAUAGAGGAUAUACCGUUCAAAAAUGGAACGAGAAAACAGUUUCCUUUGCAGUUAGCAUGGGCAUGUACUGUUCAUAAAGUUCAAGGUUUGACAGUUUCACAAGCAGUUGUGGAUUUGAAUAAAUGCUUCACUUAUGGCCAGGCAUAUGUUGCAUUGAGUAGAGUUACUACAAAAGAAGGGCUUCAUAUAUUGCCAAUUGAUGACAAAAAACUUGGUCAAAAAAUAUACUGUGAUCCUGAUAUCAUAAAAGGCAUCAAAUCAAUGAAACAUUAUCUGACUGAAAAUGUAGAAGCAUCAUCUGAAGAAACACUUGUAACUAUUGUUUAUCACAAUAUCCAAGGACUAAGAGCUCAUAAAAAUGAUUUAGUGGCUAAUGCAGACUGUAAAGAUGCAGAUUAUGUCUGUCUGACUGAAACAUGGCUUGAAUCUUCCUCUGAUCAUGUUCACCUUCCUAACUAUGAUUUUUAUCACCAACCAAGAUCUGCAGCCUACACACCGACUAAUUCUGUGUUUAAGAAUUUGCAAGCUAUGGGCCACGGAGGAGUUGGAGUAUAUGUAAAAACAGAUUCUGAAUAUGAAAAUUGUAACUUUACCGUGGAAAAUCUAGAAUGUAUAACUUUCAGAAUUCCCACCAUGAAUGUCCUUGUGGCAACAAUAUAUAGAACUCAGAAGUAUCAAAUUGGAAUAUUUCUUAAAACAUUUGUUUCGUUUGUAAACAAAUUGACUGAACUUUCAAACAAUAUCAUUGUUUUAGGUGACUUUAAUCAAGACAUAUUAAAGGGAGAAAGAUCUAUACUGGACUAUAUGACUUCAAAAGGAUUUCAACAGCUAGUGGAAGAGGCAACAACAGAAGGUGGUACAUUGAUUGACCAUGUCUAUGUCAAAGGUUGCUCAAAAGUAGAAGUUAAAGGUAUUCCAACAUACUACAGUUAUCACGAUGCUGUAUCCGUAAUGCUUAAAGAUAGCCGAUAA